AUGCCAGGUAUCCAGGUUCCGCUGGAGACCAAGGUUGUUACAUGGGAUGAUGGCCAUAUCACGAUACUGCCCACCGUAAUAUGUGAUGGACAAAAUGUAUUGAUUGAGGAUCUGCGCCUCACAAAAAAAUUCGCAGCAGUUCCUGCCUCCAAACCAGGGUCCAGAUUUGUGACCCAUCUCAAGGGGGCCCUCUCUGAAAAUGAGUCAUUACUGAUGGAAAUCCGGUCUAGUCUUGCAGCAGGAAAGUGCGUCAUUGUGCGUGAGGCAGUGAAGCCCGGGCCCCUAACCUUAACUAUGGAGUACCUGGAAAAGCGGUAUGGCAUCCACAGCACCAUGCCUGUGGAUAUGCAUGAUAUGGUGCUUUGGAAGAAAAAUCCUGCCCAACCACACGUUCCUGGCAUGAUGGGUGAUUUGAUUUUGGGUAUAAAUAAUCCAAACGAGCAAAGAUGUGUUCUGGACUGUCCCAUAGCGAUGAGGGCCAGAUGGCCUAGCACCGGACCGCCAAUCAUCGGCAUCCAAUUGCGGACGCUCCUUUUCCACAAGCUCACCCACGAUGGCAGGGCGCUCCUUCAAGCUGCAAAAUCCCUCCGAAGUCCUUGUGACCUGGAUGAUUAUGAUGCUGAGACUGUGACCCUAUAUCCUGGAGAUUUGCUCUUAAGAUCCCUAGAAGUCACUGAAGGAAACACCACGCAAACUCACGAAUACAUAAAUGACACCCUCUGGCGGAUGGCUGCUCUCAUUCCCCGGUUGCCACCAGACCAACUAUCAGGCAAGUUUCUUAAUCCUAGGAAGCUUCUGGCACGAAGCCCAGCAUCCAUGUCCAGCAAGAAAAAGAAACCUGUGGCCUUACAAUCACCUAGCUACACUCGUGCCUAUGCAGUCGUUAUGAAGAUUCUGCAACACCUGGACAUUUGCCCACAAGACUUGCCUGACAUCUUGAGAGGGCAUACUUCAGUUGCAGAAGUGGGAGAAGUCGUGGAUCUUGGCAGUUGUCUCUUAGAAUUUACCCAUGCAGCAUAG
Suillus plorans is the source of this 1020-nucleotide messenger RNA. RefSeq lists its product as uncharacterized. The transcript has 6 exons. Bases 1 to 1020 code for a protein of 339 amino acids. The record is from RefSeq and is a predicted model, not a curated record. Lineage: Eukaryota; Fungi; Basidiomycota; Agaricomycetes; Boletales; Suillaceae.